AUGAGACCAGCAAAAACAGAGGGAGAACAGAGCAUCAUCCUGAUCAGUGAUGAUGAAGCUGAGAGCACCCUUGGGGAUUCAGUCCUCUUAGUAGAGCGACAGGGUAAGAGCUAGAAAUCUGCCCUGGAAGAGAUGAAAUCUGUAGAAGUUGUGGAUGAGGAAUGUGAAUUGUUGGUUACUUUCUGUAAACAAGCAAAUGUGAUGCCUCAUGCAAGAUAUGACUGUACCACACACCCCUUUGAGAGAACAGAAUGUGAUACUGGCUCACCCCUUGGCAAAAAUGCUGACAUUUGUGACCAGUGCUACUGCUACAUCUGUGACAAAUUGGCUUCAGAGUGCCAGAACUGGACAGUCCCUGCCCUGUGUCACUGCAAUGCACACAACAAAAGCAAGUUCUGGAAGGACCAGAGGGACUUUGCCCUUGCAGGAGUCCUUGUCAUGUUCAACCUGGAGCUGAAGGACAUUGACGCAGAACUGCGGCAUGGGGGAAGUCUUCUAAUAGAAUUUAUCCAGCAACUUUCUGUGGAAUAUAAUAAGUAUCUGACUGGAGAAAAACUGCCUCCCAGAAAACAGGAAUGCUCUUGUGUCCCCAAAUUGCCUCCUGGGCAGUGCAAUUCCUGCAGUUCACACAACAGUGACAUUGUAUACAAGUAUUCUGAAGUUUUUGCCCUGGUAACAAGAUUUUUAAAUCAGGCAGAGCAGGAGAGUCCUAAAGCUGCUGCUGUUAUGCUGCUGGGAGCAGCUAGAGAGAUUUCAUUUCACAAAGACCCUUCUGUGAUCACAACCCAACUCCAGAGGAUGCUGGUUCUCUGUGACUUCCCCAAAACUCUGUAUGAGAAGUUUGUGAAUUUUUUUCAGUCCAUCUCACUUCCCUGUCACUGUUUUGUCUUCUCCAAUAGCUUGAAUGUUGUGCCUUGGGACGACAUGUUACUGACCACAGUUUUAAAAGGCCAAAACAUCACUGGGCAGAGAACACAGAAAGGAAGGAAAAUCUUUCUGUGGGAAGCACUUCCUGUCGUAGAGGCUCGAGUGGAGAAACUGUUGGAAAAGAACAACUAUCGAGAAGUUGUUCGGUACCUGAGAGCUGUCAAAUGCAAUGACGGCAAAGGGUUACGAGACCUUCGGGAUAAGAUCCCAUUCUAUCUGUGUAAAGCUGGGGAAUUCCUGGAAGCUGCCAAUUCCCUGCUGGUCCCUGUGAGCAGCUUGGCCUGCUGCACUGCCUGCCGGGUCACACCUUGCCAGUUUGAGGUCUACCUCAAGAUGUUUAGGACAGGCAGUGUUCCUAUUGGGAAUGACAUGCUGGAGCCUGGGCACUGGGUUACAGUAGGCUCUCCCCUGAAAGAUGGUAUGCUGGUUAAACAUGCACUCAAACUCCUCUACAGCAACAUGUUACUAUACAGGAAUGGAGUGCUGGCAGCCAGCUAUAGCCUUCUGGAAGACCUGAAAGCCAAACUCAAUGUCUCUUUACCACAUGCCAUCUCUUCUCCUCAGUGGCACCACGAGGCCUGUCUCAUCCUGGCAGUACAAGCACUACAGCAGAUGCUUCUUUGUCAUCUUCCAUACUUGACUUCCUUCUUAGAGAUAGCCCUGGCUUUUGGGAGUAACUUCUGGGCUCUGAGGCUGUUAUUAGACCAUCUCUCCUAUGAUGAACAAAUCCUCCAUGGUACUGUCAACCUGAUUUUGAAAGAUCUGAGCAGGCAGAAAGCAACAAUACUAAAACUGUGGCAAAACCUUGGGCCUGAGUAUGUGGGUGAAUUCCUGUGUCUGUUCCUGACCUGCAGACAUAAGAAGAUGCAAUCCAUUGGCCUCUGCAGCCUCAACAUUAUUGCAGAGAAUCUGCACAU
Acanthisitta chloris (rifleman) is the source of this 1844-nucleotide messenger RNA. RefSeq lists its product as uncharacterized. NCBI's taxonomy places the organism in Eukaryota, Metazoa, Chordata, Aves, Passeriformes, Acanthisittidae. The transcript has 15 exons. The annotation marks the transcript as partial. The record is from RefSeq and is a predicted model, not a curated record.